GCCUAGGCGGAAAGUUUCCGAGAGUAGCGCGGGAGCUGAGAAGUUGGAGGCUCGGGUUCAUCUGGGGAAGGCCUUGAGCAGUUUGUUCCGCUGUCUUCCUGCUUUCAGGUUCCCCGACUGCGUCCCCACGAACUCCCCGUCCUUACCGGUUGCUGCUGUGGAGUGCCUCGCUGUCUCCCAGGUCCCCGAGUGAGCGUCGAGUGGGACCUCUGUGGCGAAGGAAGGCCUGUGUGGGUGGCACUGAGAGGUUCCUGGUUUCAGAGAAGAUGACCGAAGAACUGGAUUUCCUGGGACAGGACUCUGAUGGGGGUAGUGAGGAAGUGGUCCUAACUCCUGCAGAGCUCAUUGAAAGGUUGGAGCAGGCCUGGAUGAAUGAAAAGUUUGCCCCUGAGCUGUUGGAGAGCAAGCCUGAGAUUGUAGAAUGUGUCAUGGAACAGCUGGAGCACAUGGAAGAAAAUCUCAGGAGAGCCAAAAGGGAGGACCUGAAGGUCAGCAUCCACCAAAUGGAGAUGGAGAGGAUCCGCUACGUCCUCAGCAGCUACUUGCGGUGUCGCCUCAUGAAGAUAGAGAAGUUUUUCCCUCAUGUCCUUGAGAAGGAGAAAACCCGGCCCGAGGGGGAGCCUUCCAGCCUCUCCCCGGAAGAGUUGGCCUUUGCCAGAGAGUUCAUGGUGAACACAGAGACCUAUCUGAAAAAUGUCGCCUUGAAGCACAUGCCCCCUAACUUACAGAAGGUGGACCUCUUUCGGGCAGUUCCCAAACCAGAUCUAGAUUCUUACGUGUUUCUGAGAGUGAGAGAACGACAAGAAAACAUACUGGUAGAACCAGACACAGAUGAGCAGAGGGACUACGUGAUUGACCUGGAAAAGGGCUCACAGCACUUGAUCCGAUACAAAACCAUUGCACCUCUGGUUGCAUCUGGAGCUGUCCAGCUAAUUUAAAACUAGGCAUAAACAGCCAGGCAUGGUGGCUCACGCCUGUAAUCCCAGCACUGUGGGAGGCCGAGGCAGGCGGAUCAUGAGGUCAGGAGUUCGAGACCAACCUGACCAACAUGAUGAAACCCCAUCUGUACUAAAAAUACAAAAAAAUUAGCCGGGUGUGGUGGUGUGCACCUGUAAUCCCAGCUUCUCGAGAGGCUGGGGCAGGAGGAUCGCUUAAACCUGGGAGCAGGAGGUUGCAGUGAGCCGAGAUCGUGCCAUUGCACUCUAGCCUGG
Molecule: messenger RNA, 1211 nt
Organism: Macaca mulatta (Rhesus monkey)
Lineage: Eukaryota; Metazoa; Chordata; Mammalia; Primates; Cercopithecidae
Gene: GINS4
Product: GINS complex subunit 4
Biological process (GO): DNA-templated DNA replication; double-strand break repair via break-induced replication
Cellular component (GO): GINS complex
Source: RefSeq, a predicted model, not a curated record